UUGUGAUUGAAACACGUUUAUCAGUAUUGAGCAGGCGUGACACAGCAUGAUGAGAAUGAUUGUAUAUCAUCAUGCGGAACUUUGAUUUCUAGUCCAAUUCAUGGAUAUUGAAGGCAGCUGACCACCGAAUAAUCCUGAAAGAUUCGUCCCUGACCAACCGGCGUGAAAUUUUACAAUGACGCUGAAGAGGCAGGUGAUCUUCCCCACUCAUUCAGACACUGUCACUUGCGACGACGUCUCCCACAGUUUCACAAACAUCGGGAUCCUGACCGGCUACAGACCCAGCGGAAAGUCUUGGUCCUACUACCUCCGGAGCAUAUUUCAUCUACACAAUGAAACGUUCAAUGUCUGGACCCAUCUGAUAGGCAUGCUGUUCCUGGCAUGCCUGACGACCUACCAUGGCAUUACAACCGUAUAUGACGAACCGGGUGUGACAUCAUCCAUAUGGCUUCAUGGCAUCUGCUGCAUUUUGAUCCAAGUGAUGAGCACAUUGACUCACUUAUUGCGAUCAAAAUCUCGCAUGGUCAACGAAUGCGUCUAUUUCUUCGAUUACUCUGGGAUAAGCUUUGCCAAUUUUGGAACGCACGUGCUUUUAUUUCACCAUUGUUACGACCGGCGCUGGAUCAACCUUCUCGGACCACACGCUUUAAUUUUCUCAGUUGUGAUAUCAGCAAGUGUGAACGCUGCAAUGUGCUAUUGCCGCGCCAUCGUUAAACCUAACUACACAAACUGUUACAAGAUCUUCAAUCUCGUACCAAACUUGGUCUCACUCAUGUUUGGCAUCGGUCCUCUAGUGGCUAGAAUCAACUUUCCUGACGCAACAGCAGCACAACUCCCCGACCAGAAUCUCGAAAGCUUUGUGUGCCGUCUUCUCCACCUUUCAAACCUACUUUUCAUUACAACAGGCUCAUUUUACGGCAGCCAUAUUCCGGAGCGAUUUUCGCCGGGCAGUUUCGAUAUCUUCGGUCACAGUCACAUGAUGGUCCAUAUCUUCAUUACCGCUACGUUCGCCGUGCAGCAGAUAGCAGCAUAUUAUGAUAUCCCUGUGCAGUACGUCACCAAAGACAUGCGAGAGACUAUCUCAAGUUAUGGUUCCAUUUGGUUCUAUUUCUCUAUCCUUGUUGUCCUUAACUCAGCUAUUGUGGUGCAUUGUAUAACUAUUGUACUAAGAAAAGAGAAAAAACUCGCCAAAUCUAUGUAAAUUGGUACAUCUAUAACCAGUGGUUGCGAUAUUACUACACCUCUUGAUAUUUGAUGACGUAGGAGUGAAAAAAACCUGAAUCUCAGGAUGGAUCAUUAGAUGGUUCAGACGCACACGGGUACACGCAUAACCAACACACCAGUACUAGUUUAUAGUAAUUUUGCACUCAAAUUUGUAUAUUAUUAAUAUUCUUUGUUAUCUUGGUGCUUGCCGUUUUACCAUGAUGUGAUACAUUUUCCAAAAACAAUACAUA
This is a messenger RNA of Lineus longissimus, 1454 nucleotides long. Its product is annotated as membrane progestin receptor beta-like. Gene Ontology annotation, cellular component: membrane. The record is from RefSeq and is a predicted model, not a curated record. The transcript has 2 exons. Gene Ontology annotation, molecular function: signaling receptor activity. The coding region runs from base 176 to 1201 and encodes 341 amino acids. NCBI's taxonomy places the organism in Eukaryota, Metazoa, Nemertea, Pilidiophora, Heteronemertea, Lineidae.